This is a messenger RNA of Drosophila navojoa, 760 nucleotides long. RefSeq names its product trunk (gene trk). Lineage: Eukaryota; Metazoa; Arthropoda; Insecta; Diptera; Drosophilidae. The record is from RefSeq and is a predicted model, not a curated record. Gene Ontology annotation, molecular function: signaling receptor binding.
AUGUACGUUAUUAGUGAGAUUCAGAAUGAAUGGAGUGUUUAUAUCCAAUAAGAAUUUUAGUUUGUUUUGGAUUUGCGAACUAUGCUGCACCGUAGGCUUGUUGUGCACAGUGCAGCAGGAUUAUUGUACGGAGCUAUCGAAAAAGUCAUUGAGCAUGAUUUUGGGUCAAGCUUUCAAUCCUCGAUAUAUGAGCAUUGAUCCACCGAAGAGCGGAAGCAACGAAAAUAACCAAAAUUCAGGAUCAAAGAGAUCCGUUUUGGAUGUACCAUUCUAUGCUGAUGAUAAUGUCGUUUCAUUAGGCAGUUUCCCCGCGUGGGAAACAAACCAUUUCUCGUAUUUUGCUAAAAACGAGGAAGACUCAUUAAAGAGGAAAACCAUAAGCAUAAGAAAUGUCUUCAUGGACAAGAGCGGUCAUGGAAAACCUGAAGUUUUCAAAACCCGGCCAUGGGAAUGCUCUUCAAUAAUAAACUGGAUCGAUCUGGGCUUAAAUUACUUUCCGCGCUACAUUCGAUCCAUUGAAUGCAUUGCAAAAAAAUGUUGGUAUGGACACUUCAAAUGCAAACCCAAAUCAUUCACCAUAAAAGUGCUGCGUCGUAAGCCGGGCUCAUGUAUUCAUAUAAGCGAUAAAUUAAUUCUCAUAACUUCGGAUGAAUACAUCAACGAUUAUACGCAACUCUGGAUUUGGGAAGAAAUCGCUGUUAAUUUUUGCUGUGAAUGCGUGAUGUUAUAUUAAGAUAAAUUAAAAUAUUAUUUAUGGUCA